Messenger RNA from Alternaria atra, 1257 nucleotides. RefSeq lists its product as uncharacterized. Bases 1 to 1257 code for a protein of 418 amino acids. The record is from RefSeq and is a predicted model, not a curated record. Gene Ontology annotation, biological process: regulation of transcription by RNA polymerase II. The transcript has 3 exons. Gene Ontology annotation, molecular function: DNA-binding transcription activator activity, RNA polymerase II-specific; zinc ion binding. Lineage: Eukaryota; Fungi; Ascomycota; Dothideomycetes; Pleosporales; Pleosporaceae.
AUGGAAAGAGCUAAAACUCGUAAACCGCAUAAGAAGUCGCGAAACGGCUGCUUGCCGUGCAAAGGCCGACAUGUCAAAUGCGAUGAGCAAAGGCCCAACUGCGCAAAUUGCGUGAAGCAAGGCACUGUGUGUGAAUACCGACCUUCCACGAGCCGCGAGAGUCGUGAAGCUUCCAACAUAUCGCCCUUGCCAGUUGGAACACCAGCUUUCACACCAUCAUCCGGAGAUGGCAAUGCCAAUUAUCUUGACCAGCAACCAUUACCAGAUUUUGGAACCAUCACCCUUAAUGGCGCGUCCAGUCAACCUGAUCUGACAUUGAACAUACCCCAAUUACGGUUGCUCCAUCACUUUACGACUGUCACAGCCAAAAGCCUAGCAGCGCAUACUGACGCCGAGGACGUGUUUACAACUACUUUAAUACAGAUCGCGUUCGACCAUCCCUAUCUUCUUCAAGCAACCCUUGCGCUCAGCGCGUUACACCUGAGCCGGAUUUCAGGCCCAGAAGAAGCCCAGCAGUACUCGUACCAAGCUGAGAAGUACCACGAACAAGCUCUGCUCAACUUCCAGACCACUGUUCGCGAUAUCGAAGAUUCAAACUUCAAGCCAGUCCUUUUGUUUGCGGGCAUGAUAUUCCCACACGCAUGUAUCGCUUCGCUUAUGGUGCAUACUGGCUUGGAACAUGCGUUCGAGAGCGUUCUCUCCAAUCUCGUCUUGACCCGGAGGAUCAGGCCCAUGGUGGCCAGCUUCUACACGCAGAUGAAGGAAAGCGAACUAGGUCGUAUGAUUCCCGACGACGUCAAGGGUAUUGAUUGGCAAACCGAGGAGCAGCCACCCAAUACCGAGCUUGUACAACUCCGCAAGUUCUCAGAGGUCGUUCAUCACGUCUAUCCUCCCGACAUUGUCGAUGCAUACGGUUAUGCCUGUCAUAUCCUCGAGUUAGUGUUUCAAGUCGCAGGAAAAUCUGAGAGACCUCCUUCCGACGCGUUAUUGAAGAUCUGGAUUCAUCUUAUCUCUGAUCGCUAUAUCGAGCUUUUGUCAGAAAGGCAACCGGGGUCUUUGAUCAUCUUUGCACACUACGCUGUCAUAAUGCACAGAGGAGCGAAAUGUUACUGGUAUCUCGAAGGGGUUGCAGAGCAGAUACUCCUGAUUGCAGAUCAUAUGGUCCCUAGCGAGUGGAAGUCGUGGCUGCAGUGGCCUAAGGAGCAGAUUCGCGGUACCUCUGUUCCGCCGACGCCAUACUCGGGACAUGCGACAUGA